AUGGCGGAAGCAUUCAAGUUCAAACUACUUCAAUCCACUCCUUACUAUGCUCAAGCUAAUGGACAUGCAGAUUCAAGUAACAAGGUGAUCAUCAACAUUAUCAGGAAAAUGCUUGAGAAAAAUCCAAAGCAAUGGCAUGAGAAAUUAUCAGAAACUCUAUGCGCAUAUAGAACUUUGAAGAGAGAUGCAACUGGCAUGACCCCAUAUGCUCUAACCUAUGGUCAUGAUGCAAUUCUGCCUAUGGAGAUAGUAGUCCAAUCUCUCAGAAUCGCUCAGCAACAUAAUUUGAUUAGAGAAGACUACUCUCAAGCAAUGCUACUAGAACUAGAAGGUUUGGAUACCAGUAGAAUUGACACCCUCAACAAACUAUUAGCAGGAAAACAGGUUAUAGCAAGGGCCUAUAACAAAAGAGUUAAAAACAAGAGUUUUGAAGAAAGAGAAAUAGUUUGGAAAGCAGUUCUGCCCUUUGGAACACACAUAGCUGGUUAUGAAAAGUGGUCACCCACGUGGGAAGGUCCUUUCAUAAUUAACCAAGUCCUUGGAUUGGGGGCAUACAGAUUACAAGAUUGA
Messenger RNA from Prunus mume (Japanese apricot), 570 nucleotides. RefSeq lists its product as uncharacterized. Lineage: Eukaryota; Viridiplantae; Streptophyta; Magnoliopsida; Rosales; Rosaceae. The record is from RefSeq and is a predicted model, not a curated record. Gene Ontology annotation, molecular function: nucleic acid binding.